CUUUUUUUUGUCCCACAUCUCUUGAUGUCUCCUCCAGUUAAGUUGGUUUUCUUCCCUCCUGGAAAUCACUGGGAACCGAUAUAGUUGCUGACCACCAUGAGCUGGAGUUUCUUGACGCGGCUACUAGAGGAAAUCCACAACCACUCCACGUUUGUUGGGAAGAUCUGGCUGACGGUGCUGAUUGUCUUCCGCAUUGUCCUCACAGCUGUGGGAGGGGAAUCCAUCUAUUACGACGAGCAAAGCAAAUUUGUGUGCAACACGGAACAGCCAGGUUGUGAGAACGUUUGCUAUGAUGCGUUUGCCCCGCUCUCACACGUGCGGUUCUGGGUCUUUCAGAUCAUCCUUGUCUCCACACCCUCAGUGAUGUACCUGGGCUAUGCCAUUCACAAAAUUGCCCGGAUGGUGGACCACGGCGACCCAGAGAGGAAGAUCCGAAGCAAGCCUUUCCCAAUGCGCUGGAGGCAGCACCGGGGCUUAGAAGAGGCGGAGGACGACCAUGAAGAAGAUCCAAUGAUGUACCCAGAGAUUGAGAUUGAGAGCGAGAGGGAGAACAAGGAAAAUCCACCCCCAAUCAAAGUCAAGCAUGAUGGCAGGAAGCGAAUUCGAGAGGAUGGGCUCAUGAAGAUUUACAUAUUCCAACUCCUGAGCAGGACUAUGUUUGAAAUCGGCUUCCUUGUAGGGCAGUAUUUCCUUUUCGGGUUUGAAGUCAGCCCAAAGUUCUUGUGUAGCAGGCACCCGUGUCCGCACACAAUAGACUGCUUCAUUUCGAGGCCUACGGAAAAAACCAUCUUUCUGCUCAUCAUGUAUGGUGUGAGCUGUCUGUGUUUACUUUUGAAUGUCUGGGAAAUGCUUCACUUGGGUUUUGGCACCAUCCGAGACACACUAAACAAUAAGCGGAGGGAGCUGGAGGACUCGGGGACCUACAAUUACCCAUUCACUUGGAAUACGCCGUCCGCCCCUCCGGGCUACAACAUUGCAGUGAAACCAGACCCGAUCCAGUAUACGGAACUGUCUAAUGCCAAAAUGGCCUACAAACAGAACAAGGCCAACAUUGCACAGGAACGGCAGUAUGGGAGCAACGAAGAAAACAUCCCCACUGACCUGGAGAACCUCCAGCGAGAAAUAAAAGUCGCUCAGGAACGCUUAGACCUUGCCAUCCAAGCCUACAAUAACCAGAACAAUCCCUCCUGUUCCAAGGAGAAGAGGGCUAAAGCCAGCUCAAACAAAAGCAGUGGUAGCAGCCGAUCAGGGGAGGGGAAAACCUCUGUCUGGAUUUGAUGCUGCCCUCCAAGGAGUUAAUGACUCGCUACUUUACCCGUGUAGUUUAUGGUUACUCACAAAUGUGUCCCGUAAGGACUUCGGUUAAAUAAACAUUUGGUUUUGUUUAACUUCAGGGAUGACUUCGGCUGCCAUUCCAGGGUGAGGGGUGAGAGGAGCAUUCAUGCUCACAUCCUGAUGUUUCCAGAACAUUUAUACUUGUUUCUUCCAGGUCAAGAGAAGACCCAGGUUUAUUUUUUAAAAAUGGUUUACACUGUAUGUACAGAGUUAUGGUACAUUUUAUUAUGCACAAUUUUUGUAUUUGUACAUUGGAGCUCUCCAGUUACAUUUUUUUAUAUUAAAAGUAAACAAAAUAGGU
This is a messenger RNA of Euleptes europaea (tarantolino), 1636 nucleotides long. It is a transcript of the gene GJC1, whose product is annotated as gap junction protein gamma 1. Gene Ontology annotation, biological process: cell communication. The transcript is spliced from 2 exons. The record is from RefSeq and is a predicted model, not a curated record. Bases 97 to 1278 code for a protein of 393 amino acids. Gene Ontology annotation, cellular component: connexin complex. Lineage: Eukaryota; Metazoa; Chordata; Lepidosauria; Squamata; Sphaerodactylidae.